GCGCGCAUGUGUGGCUGUGUUGUCGCGGCGCGCGGACUCGCGGCGCGCUCUCUCUGUUUACCGCGCGGUACUACAGCCGGUGCGCGUGUCUCGUGCUAAUCGAAUUUUCCGGCGGAGGUAGUUGCAGCGGCGUUUCAUGGUGUUAUCCCUUGUUAUCGGUGUUAAUUCAUGCUGAUGAUAUUCGAGUUAACGAUCGGAAACGAGCGUACCUAUUUCAGGCGCGAGACAUAAAAAUUAUAGUUGUUUUCGGCGGAUGCGAUGAAUAAAUUUUGCAAAUCGAGUCUGUGUGUCGAAAAGAAGGUUCGUGAGCGCUAUGUUUUGAACGGGCGGCGUGUUGUGGCCGUGCCGGGUGGCGUGGAUGCGAUCCGGCUGCCUCAGGACUUCUCGGACUCUACGACACUAACGUGCCACCGACCGGUCUGCGGUCUGGAGUUGUCGGUCCGGACCGAGGAAGACUCGCCGCCUGCUCUCCGAGUCGACACGUGCUAAGAUAGAACAAAACCGCCACCUACGUUACCCUCCCGUGAAGACUUCCGACAGUGAGACUUUUCAAGUGCCAUUUUGAACCAGUUUACCAUACAGUGAUAUUUAGCUAUAGCGCUAGCACUGGCUAGCUAGGUGUAGUGAUAGACAUAGGCGAGGUGCUGAUAGUAUUUAGUGUUUAAAAGUGACCAAAAAAGCUACGAAGCUGGCUCCGUACAAGGAUAUAUUAAACUCAUCUAGUAUGAGCUCGGCUGUGCCAAGUAUCAAGUGUGAGGAGUCGCCGUCACCGAGCGCGCCCCUCGGGGCUGAAGGGGAGACGGAGGGAGCGGGCUUCAAGAUGAGCAUCAACGUGAACCUCAGCACUGCCAUGAUGAACCUCCUGGCUGCGGACAACGUGGGCCCCGCGCUGCGAACGCCGGAGAUCGUCAACGACGUCAUCACCAUGACCAACCCCCUAGACCAGUACAACUACAAUGACAAAAGUUCCACCUUCAAAGGCGGAAGCGGAAACGACUCAAACUCUUCGAUGUCUAACGGCUCGUCCGCCACUUCACCGGCUUCUGGUACCCCACCAAGCAUACAAAAGACGUGUUCGGAUCUGAUCAAGGCCGGGUUGAAGUUGUCAAUCGAGUCGAAGCGCAAGAUGUCCGGCAGUGAUACUGACGGUGGCCUCAAGCGCUUCAAGAAGGAGGACAGCGAUGACGACUACGAUAGCAGUCAUACGCACACCGUCAAAAACGAAGGGCUGACCCCGGAAGACGAGGAGCGCAGGCGACGCAGAAGAGAACGGAAUAAAAUUGCGGCGACGAAGUGCAGGAUGAAGAAACGAGAGCGCACCGUCAACCUUGUCACUGAGAGCGAAGUUCUGGAGAACCAAAACCAAGAUCUCAAAGCGCAGCUAAAGGAUUUAGAAGUUCAAAAACGGCAACUCAUCGACAUGUUAUCGCUGCACGCGGGCUCGUGCGUCAAAAACAACUCCAAUACAAGGACUUCCCCAUCGACGCCGUACAACAUGCUGCGUACAUACGAACCUCAGACAUUCCCCGCGAAUUUUGAAGCGCAGUCGCCUUACAUCAGACCCGAAUCCGCCAACAUUCUCGCAUCCAGCUACACCUGUGUCACACCACUCAAUGGAGACUCCUCUAUAGACACAAUCUCCUCACUCGACAACACGUACAUUACACAACAAGUCAUAGACGUAGACUUCAACCGGCCAGACAGUGUUCUUAGUCUUCCACCCAAUUCUGAUCCGCACUUUAUCAAUACAGACGGUUACAUGCCUAAAGCCAACCUGCUCGUCCCCAUUGAACACGAAGCAGAGUACUAUGAGUCGGAAGUCAACUAUAACUUGUCAUCCGCCCAGCCAUGUCACACAUACCCUGGCACCAUCUCAGAUGCUCAAACGAAAAUCGCCAACGGACUAAACGACGGUUGUCUCGUUUAGCUAUCUGCCCAUUACCAUCGUUUUCGUCGGGUCCAAAAUUUCUUUUUUGACGUGUAUACGUAUAUUUUUAAGAAAUUACGAAAAUUCGAAAUACUAUCACCGGCAUAUAUUAAAAUAAUCGUUG
Papilio machaon (common yellow swallowtail) is the source of this 2051-nucleotide messenger RNA. It is a transcript of the gene Atf3, whose product is annotated as activating transcription factor 3. Gene Ontology annotation, cellular component: nucleus. Gene Ontology annotation, molecular function: RNA polymerase II cis-regulatory region sequence-specific DNA binding; DNA-binding transcription factor activity, RNA polymerase II-specific. The transcript has 6 exons. Lineage: Eukaryota; Metazoa; Arthropoda; Insecta; Lepidoptera; Papilionidae. Gene Ontology annotation, biological process: regulation of transcription by RNA polymerase II. The record is from RefSeq and is a predicted model, not a curated record. The coding region runs from base 725 to 1927 and encodes 400 amino acids.